This is a messenger RNA of Varanus komodoensis (Komodo dragon), 2169 nucleotides long. Its product is annotated as disintegrin and metalloproteinase domain-containing protein 20-like. NCBI's taxonomy places the organism in Eukaryota, Metazoa, Chordata, Lepidosauria, Squamata, Varanidae. Gene Ontology annotation, cellular component: external side of plasma membrane; sperm head plasma membrane; plasma membrane. The coding region runs from base 7 to 2169 and encodes 720 amino acids. The record is from RefSeq and is a predicted model, not a curated record. The transcript has a single exon. Gene Ontology annotation, molecular function: metalloendopeptidase activity. Gene Ontology annotation, biological process: male gonad development; proteolysis.
GGGAAAAUGGAGACAAUUUCCGCCUGGCUGCUGGUGCUGAUCAUAUGGAAUGUUCUGAAUGAGACUGCAGGUCAGAUACUACCACAAGGUUUUACAUAUGCCUCUUAUGAAGUAAUCAUCCCAAGGAAACUGACUCCUAGAUAUGGACAACGGGAAUCUCAGCAUGUCACCUACCUGAUACAAAUUGAAGGGAAGAGCCAGACAGUGCAUCUCACACAGAAGAGAAGUUUUCUCCCUAAACACUUCCCUGUCUUCACCUAUAGUAAGGAAGGGGAACUCCAGGUAGAUUAUCCAUUCAUUAGGGAUGACUGCUUCUACCAUGGCUUUGUCCAAGGAAUGCCUUCCUCUUCGGUCACCAUCAGCACUUGCUCAGAGGGACUCAGGGGUUUGUUUCAAUUAGAAAACCGGAGUUAUGAAAUUGAACCUGUCCAGGCAUCUGCUUCUUUUCAGCAUGUGGUAUAUCGCUUGGAAGAAGAGAUAGGUGCAGUCCCUGUGAGUUGUGGGCUAACGGAGGAAGAACAAAGUCGUCAGGUGGCUAUGAUGCAGGGAACAGAGGUUUUAGUGGACAAAAGUGCUCCUGGAGAAAACUGGUGGACACACACUAGGUAUCUGAAGCUUGCUGUUGUGAUUGAACAUGAGCGAUAUGUGAAAUUUGGUAGAAAUGAAACUCUUACUGUUCUUCAAGUUUUGAAUAUUAUCCAUACUUCAAAUUCAUUGUUUAAGCCUCUUUCUGUUAAGUUGACUAUAAUUGGUCUGGAGAUCUGGUCACAGAAGAACUUAAUAAAUGUUACUAGCAUAGGAAGUACCCUUGAGAAAUUCAGAAUUUGGAGAAGAAACUCACUGAACAAUCGUCUUGAAAAUGAUGUUGCUAACUUAUUUGCAUAUAAGAAGUUUGGAAUUGCAGCUGGAUUAGCAUAUGUAGGAACUGUUUGUUCUAAAGACUGGUCAAGUACUGUUGAGGAAUUUGUUACAAGUAGUUUGUUGGAGUUUUCUGUGAUAUUCACCCAUGAACUGGGACAUAUCAUUGGAAUGAUUCAUGAUGGUAAAUUCUGUAAAUGUGAUCGAAAAAAAUGUAUAAUGUCUCCAACUUUGGCAAGCACUGAUAAAUUUAGCAAUUGCAGUUAUUCUGAUUAUUUUAGAAAAAGGAAUGCUCGUUGCUUAUUUUUCCCACCGGACCCUAAUAAAAUAUAUAAAUUCAAAUAUUGUGGCAACAAAGUGGUUGAAAGUGGUGAGCAAUGUGAUUGUGGCUCAAAAGCUGAAUGUGAUUUGGAUCCAUGUUGCCAAUCCGAUUGUACAUUACGUUCAGGUGUCACUUGUGCCUUUGGACAAUGCUGUGCCAAGUGCCAGUAUCUUCCAGCACGGUCCAUUUGCAGAGGAAAGGCUGGCGACUGUGAUCUGCCUGAAUAUUGCAACGGGACUUCACAGUGGUGUCCUGACGAUGUUUACAUACAAGAUGGUACCCCAUGCAGCAAUGGUGCAUAUUGUUAUCAUGGGAAUUGCACUGUUCAUAAUGGGCAGUGCAAAAUGAUCUUUGGUGACAAAGCAACUGUUGCUUCAGAUAAUUGUUUCAGAUUAAUGAAUGUUCAAGGUGAUCGUUUUGGCAACUGUGGCCUUAAACAUGGAAUUUACACAAAAUGUAAUCCUACGGAUAUUCUGUGUGGUCGAAUUCAAUGUGAAAAUAUUGUUAAUUUACCUUCUUUUGAGGAGCACAGCACCAUAAUUCAUUACCAGGCUGGCAACACUGAAUGCUGGAGUUUAGACUACCACAGUGGAAUGGAGAUAGCUGAUGUUGGCGCAAUAAGAGAUGGGACUCCUUGUGGCAAUGGCAUGAUGUGUAUUGGUGGGCAAUGCAAGAAUGUGUCCCUUUUGAACUAUGAUUGUGAUGUCACAAAGUGCCAUAAUCGGGGAAGAUGCAACUCCCAGAAACAUUGCCACUGUGAUUAUGGCUGGGCACCUCCAGACUGCCUAAGCAAAGGCUACGGUGGCAGCAUCGACAGUGGACCUGCUGCAGAAGAGCAGAGUGCUGCUAUUACAGGAAUUAUUAUAGGAACUGCAUGUGCCCUUUUUAUUGCCUUCAUUGGGCUUGCUCUGGGAAUAUUUUACAAGACUGUGCUGAAGCAAAAGCUUAGAAGAGUGAGUUCAAGAAUCCAGCCAACAGAAACAACAUAG